AUGAAGGCUGACGAGGACGUUCGGAUGAUAAGUGCAGAAGCGCCUGUGGUCUUCGCGAAGGCUUGCGAGAUGUUUAUUUUGGAGCUCACCCUGCGUUCCUGGAUCCACACCGAAGAAAAUAAGCGUCGUACCUUGCAGAAGAAUGACAUUGCUGGCGCUAUAACGCGUACGGACAUUUUCGACUUUCUGGUAGACAUUGUCCCUCGUGAUGAGUUGCGUGAAGAAGGAGGCGUGGUAGGAGCCGUUGGGGUCGGGGCUGGUGCAGCGGCCAGCGCUUUGGGUGCCGUGCCUCGCCCACCUGUAGGUAUGCCUGGCACCGCAGAUCUGCCGUUUGGUGGCAUGUAUUAUAUGCCACAGACUGCUGCUCCAACUGCUGCCACCAUGCAGCAGCCUACUGCAGCCAUUAUGGCACAGCAUCAGAUGAUGGUCAACAGGCAUGCUAUGGGAAUGGAUCCUUCCCUGAAGCUUCCGAGGUACAACGGCUUAUCCUGUCCGUUCAUCCGGUCGUCGCACAACUGCCGGCGGCAGGGGCGGACGAACUUUGACUAUCAGAAGCUACAGUGGUGGCCGAUAGGCUGCACAGUACAGCGAUUAACCCCAACGCGCCUGGUGCGGCAGUUUAAGAACAAGCUGGUGGUGGUGCUGGGGGAUUCGGUCUCCAAGAACCUCGCGGACUCAAUCAAGUGCACGCUGCACGCCGCCACGCCCCGAUCCAUCAAGACAUUCCGCCUUGCCAGUGGAAAGACCGAGCUUGCAGGGACAUGGAUCCCUCGAUACAACAUCCGGUUCGUGUCGGUGUUCUCAACGCACCUCAACAACGCCACGACCCUGGAGGGCCAGCCCAACGCUCAAGACAUCAAGGCGCUGUGGCAGCAACCCGACAGCACGGAGUCAACAGGGGGGAGAGGCACGGAUACAAAUGGCACGGCCGAGGGGAUUGCAAGGAGUGCUGCUGACAGGGUGGAGAGGAUUGAGACGAUGGCCAAUCAGCAGUCACAGCGCAUCCACCUGGACCAAUUGGAUCCGCGCGUUGUGGAUCUCCUGCCAGUGGCCGAUAUCGUCAUUUUCCAGGCGACCAACUGGUGGUAUUCACCCUUGAACCAGUACUACCUCAAGAACCGUCGAGUGAACCUGACUCGCAACGCCGCAUACGCCCUCGGUCUCACCACUCUAAGGGACUAUGUAACCCGCUCGGCCUUAGCAGCCACUCGUGGUUUGAAGGGGUUUAAGGGGAAGGCGGUGCUGCUGGGGGCGUCGCCCUCCCAUUACAAUAUACCCGUGCCUGGGGUCAAACCGGGGUUCUGUGAAGUGCAGGAGAUGAUGACGAUGCCGCAGACGGUUGAGUUCCGCAGAAGUGAUGUGAAGACGAACGUGUUCAGAGACAUCCAGAGGCGCGUGCUGAGGAACUCGGUGAUUCGCUACGUGGACGUUGGGCCGAUGAGUGACUGGCGCCCGGAUGGGCACCUGCAGAACUGGAUAGUGGUGACAAGUGGGUCGACCAAGAAGAAUGACUGUCUGCACUGGUGUGAGGCAGGGGUCACGGAUGCGUGGCUAGAGAUGGUCCACAAUACACUACUCUUUUGA
This is a messenger RNA of Closterium sp. Yama58-4, 1584 nucleotides long. The record is from the annotation of a GenBank genome assembly. Lineage: Eukaryota; Viridiplantae; Streptophyta; Zygnematophyceae; Desmidiales; Closteriaceae.